Camelina sativa (false flax) is the source of this 1238-nucleotide messenger RNA. RefSeq lists its product as uncharacterized. Lineage: Eukaryota; Viridiplantae; Streptophyta; Magnoliopsida; Brassicales; Brassicaceae. The record is from RefSeq and is a predicted model, not a curated record.
UUCAGAUGCUUUCUUCUAAAACCCAAUUCGCUUCGCUCUCUCUCUCCGAUCACCACCACCAUUUUGAUCUAACGGUCUCAUUCUCUUCAUACUCUAACGAAACCGAAGAAUAUAAAAAAAACAGAGUCGCAUAACGAAUCUGACGGAGAGAAGCUUCUCGAGUUUUUUUUUUUGUUUGGGGGAAAAAGGGUUCAUUUUUUUUGUUUGGGAGGGGGAAAUCUUCGCUCUCUCGAUCUAUGACGUACAGCAAUGGCGUCGAUGCGACGGUGCCUGAGCUGAAAUUGAGAGUCGAAGAUUCCGAAAACGGUGAUUAUGUUAAAUUGAGAGGAGGAUCUGAUGAAGAAGAAGGAUCAUCGUCGGAAUCAGAAUCGUCAUCUGGUUGUUCGAUUGGAUCCGUUACUUCUGUUUGGUUCUGGGUGAAAUUGAUCUCCUUGGUCGCUUUUUUGGGUUCUUUGGCUUUUGUUAUUAUCAAAUGGAUUGGUCCCUUUUUAAUCGAAAAGGAACUGAUUCCGUUUAUAAAAUGGGUGAGAGGAACUUUCAGCAUCCCGGUUCUUGGUCUUCUACUCUUUGCCUCGGUAGCAUUGUUCCCAAGCAUUCUUCUUCCCUCUUCUCCUUCCAUGUGGAUGGCAGGACUUACGUUUGGUUACGGAAAGGGGUUUCUUUUGAUUUUGUCAGCAGCAUCAAUUGGUGUUACUCUUCCUUUCUUAAUCGGACAUCUCUUUCUCCACAAGAUGCAAGAAUGGUUGAAGCAAUACCCGAAAAAAGCAGCCAUACUUAGAGCUGCCGGUGAAGGAACAUGGUUUCAUCAGUUUCAAGCAGUCACUCUAAUCCGUGUCUCUCCAUUCCCUUACAUGAUCUACAACUACUGCGCAUUAGCGACUGGAGUUCACUACGGUCCUUACAUCUUAGGCUCUCUUGUUGGAAUGGUUCCUGAGAUCUUUGUCUCAAUUUACACGGGAAUAAUGCUAAGAACACUAGCAGUUGCAUCGGAUGAGAGACACAUGCUUUCGGUUGUGGAGAUAGUCGUGAAUGUUCUCGGCUUCUGUGUAACUGCAAGCGCUACUAUAGUCUGCACAAUCUAUGCAAAGAAGAAGCUAAGUGCAAUGCAAUUAGAAGAAGUGGAGACACUACAAAAUCCAAUACUCUAACUCUUUCCACCAUUAAGCGCUUCGUUACCGCAACAUAUCAUCUAACACGAUCUUGAAAUUGAUAAUAUAUAUGUUUUGUUUUUCUUGUUA